AUGAUCGCAAAAGGUACUAUUGCGGUUGAGGAAGCAGUGAUUAGUCCCGGCACCGCAUGGCUGCUAGAGGAGGCGCAGAGUAUCCUCACACCCGGCAAUGCAGGUCCAGAGGCAGUGACAGCUCACAGAACCCGUUUGAUGGAUAUCCACGGUCGUAGACUUCAGGCAAUGGACGCAAAAGGUGUCGAGUAUAUGCUACUGUCACUGACAUCGCCCGGCUGUCAAGGAAUUCCCCAUCAGGCCCUAGCUGAGAAGUCAGCCACAGAUUUCAAUGACUGGCUGGCAGGAGAAGUUGCAAAAAAUCCCAGUCGCUUUGGUGGACUGGCAGCGCUCUCUAUGCAUGAUCCCUCUCAAGCUGCGGCAGAGUUGGAGCGGGCUGUUAAGGACUUGAAGUUCUUUGGGGGUUUAUUGAACGACUUCCAGAGCCUGGGUGUUGAUGGAACAGGCAAAGGGUACUUUGAUACCGCUUUUUAUGAUCCAUUUUGGAAGAAGGUUGAAGAUUUGAAUGUGCCAAUCUACCUUCACCCCAGAUACCCGACAUCGAAACAUCUUGAAUCACCAGCGUAUGCAUACUGUGAUCGAAUGCAUUUACUUGGUGCAGGUGUCCAGUUUCACCUGGACCUUUCGUUCCACAUCUAUGCUAUCUGCGCUUCAGGUGUUUUUGAUCGUUUCCCUGGCGUGAAAAUCGUGGUCGGUCAUCUAGGUGAAAAGUAG
Penicillium taxi is the source of this 714-nucleotide messenger RNA. RefSeq names its product amidohydrolase family protein. The transcript is spliced from 2 exons. The record is from RefSeq and is a predicted model, not a curated record. Gene Ontology annotation, molecular function: carboxy-lyase activity; hydrolase activity. The coding region runs from base 1 to 714 and encodes 237 amino acids. Lineage: Eukaryota; Fungi; Ascomycota; Eurotiomycetes; Eurotiales; Aspergillaceae. Gene Ontology annotation, cellular component: cytosol; cytoplasm. Gene Ontology annotation, biological process: secondary metabolic process.